CACAGCGAAGAUGGCGGAUUCGUUGGCUGUCGGGACGUCAGACGAAAAAGAUCCCGAAAAUGAGGAUCACAAAGGGGUGAAAUGCUUGUGGGCUCCAGCAGCAAUGUCGGAGAAAGCGAACAUCUCGGCCACCAUGACGGAAACUCUGGGAUGUUACGAGAAUCCCGCGGUUAAAGACGAGCAGAUGGAGCACUCAGAUGUGGAUGAACCUGAGGAUCCAUCUCUAUUGAGGUUCAUGUGUGCAGAACUGACCAGAGGAUACUUUCUGGAGCACAACGAGGCCAAAUACACGGAGCGCAGGGAGAGGGUUUACACAUGCAUGAGGAUCCCCAGAGAGCUGGAGAGGUUGAUGAUAUUCGGGAUCUGCCUGUGUCUGGAUGCUUUUCUGUACGUGUUCACCCUGCUGCCGCUCAGGACUCUGCUGGCUUUCCUCAGGUUGCUGACCAUACCCUGCUGCGGCCUCGGCGCUAAUGUUUGUCCUUAUUGCAGACGGAGCAGUGGCUCCCGGUUCCUGCAGCCAGCUCAGGUGUGUGACCUGCUCAAAGGUUUAAUCAUGGUCCUCUGUUACUCCAUGAUGCACUAUGUGGACUACGCCAUGAUGUACCACCUGAUUCGAGGCCAGUCAGUCAUCAAACUCUACAUCAUCUACAACAUGCUGGAGGUUGCAGAUCGACUGUUCUCGUCUUUUGGGCAAGACAUUCUGGACGCUCUCUACUGGACGGCCACUGAACCAAAAUCACGGAAAAGAGCCCACAUUGGAGUCAUUCCCCAUUUCUUUAUGGCCGUCUUCUAUGUCUUUCUGCAUUCCAUCCUCAUCAUGGUGCAGGCCUCGACUUUAAAUGUGGCCUUCAACUCGCAUAACAAAUCACUGCUCACCAUUAUGAUGUCCAACAAUUUUGUGGAAAUCAAAGGAAGUGUGUUUAAGAAGUUUGAGAAGAACAACCUUUUUCAGAUGUCUAACAGCGAUAUAAAGGAACGGUUCACUAAUUACGUAUUGCUCCUCAUCGUGUGCCUGAGGAACAUGGAGCAGUUUUCGUGGAACUCAGAUCAUCUCUGGGUGCUGCUGCCUGACGUCUUUAUGGUGAUCAUGUCUGAGGUUGCGGUUGACAUCGUCAAGCACGCCUUCAUCACCAAAUUCAAUGACAUCACAGCUGACGUCUACAGUGAAUAUAAAGCCAGCUUGGCCUUUGAACUUGUGAGCAGUCGACAACAAAAUGCCUACACAGAUUACAGUGAUUCAGUGGCGAGAAGGAUGGGCUUCAUUCCCCUGCCUCUUGCUGUUCUGCUGAUUCGUGUGGUGAUGAGCUCAGUGAAGAUCCAGGGCGCUCUCUCUUCUGUCUGUCUGCUCCUCUUUUAUCUUGGGUUGAUAACACUGAAAGUGUUGAAUAGUAUCAUUAUUCUGGGAAAGUCCUGUCGUUAUGUGAAAGAAGCUAAAAUGGAGGGUAAGCUGUUUGAAAGACCAAACCCUCAGACCCCAAAACAGACUCCCAAGAAAACCAACCCAGCCAGAUCUCCUCCACCGGCAGCUGAACCAAAAAUGCAUCGACCCUCCGCCUCCAUCACGAAGCAGCCGACCCCUCAAGCAAAGCCUUUUCCUUCACCUCCGGCCCCUAAACCCAAGGAGACCACCGAUCCUCCUCCAGAUCCUCCUUCUCCCAAUCCAGAGGAGAUAAUCAGCGGUGACACUCAGCAAUCUACUGAACUCAAACACAGGACCAGCAAAAAGGAUCUGCUGGAGAUCGACCGCUUCACGAUAUGUGGAAACCGUAUCGGGUAAACUUUAACCUCAUCACCCCCACAGCCAAUGCUCAGGAACGAAAGUCUACAAAGCUUAACCGUGAGAGGGUUUUCAAUGAGCUCUUCAGAGAUUGCUUCUGUUCAUCUCUGACUGGAAAAUAAUGUUUCCACGAACAUUUCAAAGCAAGAGUCUGUUCACUCUUGGUAGACUGGCAUCAUGUGGUGUGGAGUCUAGUAAAUAUUGCCGUAGGAUGUAAUUGUCUCGGUUUUAUCAGAGACUAUUUAAAUGAGGCAUGAACAUCAUACAAACUAGGCUCUGCCCACUCACAAUUUGAGUGCACUGCAAAAAAUGCUUGUCUUGGAGGUUUUGUCAAAGAUAUCUACAAAUUCUUUAAUCAAGAAGCCUUUUCUACACAAGUAAAAAUGUUGUUGUUUUCAGAAAUAAGAAGUCAAAAUUAAGUGAGUUUUUCAUUAAAACAAGCUAAAUAAGCUGCCAAGUGGGGUGAGCAAAAUAAUCUUGUUUUUUUCUUUGAAGUAAGAUAUUUAAGUUUUUUGUUUACCCCAUUGGCAGAUUAUUUUGCCGGUUUUAAAGAAAAAUCUCGCUUAUUAUUUACUUAUUAUUUCUGAAAACAAGACAAUAUUUGUUUACUUGUCUAGAAAAAGCUUCAAUUCAUCAAACAACAAUUGUUUGAUCUGUAGCAAAUCAAAAAAUAAGUAAAUAAAUGAAAUUAUAUAAAAAUAUAAACAAUAAUAAUAAUAAUAAUCAUGUUUUUGCUUUGAAAUAAAUUUAUUUUUUUGGGUAACACUUUAAAAUAAUGGUCCAUUAGUUCAUGUAUUUACUAACAUGAACAAACUAUUAGUAAUACAUUUAUAACUGUGUUUAUUCAUCUUUGUUAAUAUUUGUUAACGCUAUUUAAGUGUAAUACUGUUAGUUCAUGUUAACUCACAGCGAACAACUUUGGAUUUUAAUAAUGCAUUAGUUAAUGUUGAACUAUGAUCAGGAAGUGCUCUACAAGAUUAUUCAUGCUUAGUUAAUGUUAGUAAAUGCAUUAACUAAUGGACCGUUAUUCUAAAGUGUUUGCUUUUUUUGUUUACCACACUGGCCGAUUAUUCAUCUUAAUUUUUACUUAUUAUUUCUGAAAACAAGACAAUGUUUUGUACUUGUCAGUAAGCUUCAGUUUAUUUAACAACAGUUCUUUGAUCUGUAGCCAAUAAGAAAGAAUAAAUAAAAUUAUAUAAAAAGUAAUCAUGAUUUUCUCUUUGAAAUAAGAUCAUUUUUGUUUACCCCUCUGGCAGAUUAUUUGGCUUGUUUUAAAAAAAAUCUCCCUCUAAUAUUUACUUAUUAUUUCUGGAAACAACAAUAUUUUUCUCGGUCUAGAAAAAGCUUCAAUUCAUUAAACAACAUUUGUUUGUUCUGUAGAAUAAUCAAAAAGAUAAUAAAAUAAAAUUAUUUUAAAAAUAAUAA
Danio aesculapii is the source of this 3202-nucleotide messenger RNA. It is a transcript of the gene tapt1a, whose product is annotated as transmembrane anterior posterior transformation 1a. NCBI's taxonomy places the organism in Eukaryota, Metazoa, Chordata, Actinopteri, Cypriniformes, Danionidae. Gene Ontology annotation, cellular component: ciliary basal body; endoplasmic reticulum membrane. Gene Ontology annotation, biological process: maintenance of protein localization in endoplasmic reticulum; positive regulation of cilium assembly. The transcript is spliced from 15 exons. The record is from RefSeq and is a predicted model, not a curated record. Bases 11 to 1777 code for a protein of 588 amino acids.